Molecule: messenger RNA, 876 nt
Organism: Diaporthe citri
Lineage: Eukaryota; Fungi; Ascomycota; Sordariomycetes; Diaporthales; Diaporthaceae
Exons: 2
Coding region: 1-876 (291 amino acids)
Biological process (GO): steroid metabolic process
Cellular component (GO): membrane
Molecular function (GO): 3-oxo-5-alpha-steroid 4-dehydrogenase activity
Source: RefSeq, a predicted model, not a curated record
AUGGCGCUCAUCGAGAACUGGUAUCCUCCCUCGAAGGAGAACUACGACCUGGUCCUGUUCAUCUGGCAGUUCUUCCCAUUGGGCGCGUCACUGCAAUGGGCCAUCUCGUGGUACGGCAUGGGUAAGACGUCGACCAACAGCGCGCUCAACCUGCCGGGACGCAUAGCCUGGAUGACCAUGGAGUGCCCGGGCUUCAUGACCCUGCUGUACAUCAUGAACACGCUCCCCGCCCAGCACGGCAUCACGGACCUGCCGUGGCAGAACCAGGUCCUCGCGGCCCUCUUCGUCAUGCACUACAUCUACCGCGCCAUCAUCUUCCCCUGGAUCCAGCCCUCCAUGUCGCCCAUCCACCCGCUGGUCUGGGCCUUCGCCGUCGUCUUCCAGCUCCUCAACGCCACCUGCAUCGGCGGCUGGCUGGCCGCCUACGGGCCCGUCACCAAGGCGGGCUGGGACGCGCAGCUCGCGCCAUUCUCCACGCUGCAAUUCGUCGUGGGCAUCGCCGUCUUCUACGUCGGCCUGUCGGCCAACUACUUCCACGACGACGAGCUGCGUGAGAUCCGACGCCGCGAGCAGCGCCGCCAGGAGCGCCUGGCCAGGGAGCAGGGCGUCGCGGUGGGCAGCGUCGACAAGCACUACAGCAUCCCGCAGGCCGGCCUGUUCAAGAUCAUGCUGUUCCCCCACUACUUCGUCGAGUGGGUCGAGUGGACGGGCUUCUACAUCGCCUGCGGCCUCAGCUGCGUGCCUGCCCGCAUGUUCGUCAUCAACGAGAUAGCGGCUAUGCUUCCGCGGGCGGUCAAUGGGAAGAAGUGGUACGUUGAGAAGUUCGGGGAGGAGAAGAUUCGGGACAAGUGGGCUGUGAUCCCCGGGAUUUGGUGA